AUGAAUGCAAUGAGAUGGAUAUUAUUCACAUCUUUCUUUCAAGUUUGGCAUUGCUUUGAAAACCUCUGUACGAAAAAUACGACCAGUAUCUUAUUAAGUUCAUGCUAUGCAAACAACAAAGCUUAUCUAGCUAACGAUGGCAAUGUCAAAACAACAGAGAAAUACUGUUCAUAUACUAUUAUACAACAAACAAAAGCUUGGCUUCAGGUCGACCUUUGGGAACAAUACAGCAUAAACAACGUUAAGAUUUAUUACCGAAGCGAAGGCGAUCUAGAUGAUCAGUAUUCAUGGAAACAGUAUAGGUUCAGACAGUUUUAUCUCGAUGUAUCAGAUCUACCAGCUUCCGAAACAAACACAACACAGAGAACUCGGUGUUACACUGACAACACAACAUACCCAGACUUACCUCCAAACAUAAUCGACAUACCAUGUCAACAGACGGCUAGGUACGUCAUUGUGGAGACGACGUACGACGCUCCUGAAGAUGAUCCUACUGAAGGAGCGAUCCUUGAAAUCUGUGAAAUAGAAGUUUAUGGAUGCCGAACUGGUCGAUUUGGCAGUGGUUGUAAAAUUUGUUCCGGGUGUGCACACUGUGACAUUACCAGUGGUUUUUGUCAUCAACAUCUGAAAGAUUCCAGCAACCUAUUAAUCCUAUACAUUGUGAUUGGAAUCAUGGGUGUCAGUUUUGUCUGCAUUCAGCUAUUCAAAAUAAGGCAAAAUAUUCCUUCAAGUAUGAGGACAAAAGAAAAUCAGCAUGAUAAGAAGAGCCUAGCGCCAGACAACAAGGACACAAGAAAUGCAUACCAAACUCUGAUGCAUGUCAGGCAGUCGUCCCAUUAUGAGGACCUUAUCUAAUUAUUUAAUUUGAAAUUUGGACUCUUACAGCAUUGGUGAAAACUUAGUUGUACCAAAAACCUGUGACAUUCUUUUCUUUGUGCUAAAAUGAGUGUUCCUUUUUUGGUUGUUCAUGCUAUACAAUUUUGUUAUACUACAAUACCAACUAGAGUUUAU
This is a messenger RNA of Magallana angulata, 1011 nucleotides long. RefSeq lists its product as uncharacterized. The transcript has 6 exons. The record is from RefSeq and is a predicted model, not a curated record. Bases 1 to 855 code for a protein of 284 amino acids. NCBI's taxonomy places the organism in Eukaryota, Metazoa, Mollusca, Bivalvia, Ostreida, Ostreidae.